UCCCUAUAUCUAUAUAUAAAUAUGUAUGCAUAGUCACUACAAUCCAGCCACCUCCUACUCCUCUCCUACGCAGUAACAGAUUAGAUUUUACUACUGAAUCUUCGUCGUAGGCUUUGGAGUUUGAUUUGACUGAUAAGGAGGUGUUUUGUCAACACCAUGGCGACAGGACAGCUUUUCUCAAAAACCACUCAAGCAUUGUUUUAUAAUUACAAGCAACUGCCGAUUCAGCGGAUGCUUGAUUUUGAUUUCCUUUGCGGCAGGGAAACACCAUCUGUUGCAGGAAUUAUAAAUCCUGGUUCUGAGGGAUUUCAGAAACUAUUUUUUGGUCAAGAGGAAAUUGCGAUUCCAGUCCAUUCUGCUAUCGAAGCCGCUUGUGCUGCGCAUCCGACAGCUGAUGUUUUCAUUAACUUUGCAUCAUUCAGAAGUGCUGCAGCUUCAUCUAUGGCUGCUCUCAAGCAGCCAACAAUCAAAGUUGUGGCCAUUAUAGCUGAAGGUGUCCCUGAGUCUGACGCCAAGCAGUUGAUUGCCUAUGCCAAAGCAAACAACAAGGUUGUCAUUGGUCCAGCAACAGUCGGAGGUAUUCAAGCUGGUGCAUUUAAGAUCGGUGAUACUGCUGGGACAAUUGAUAAUAUUAUACAGUGCAAACUGUACAGACCGGGGUCUGUUGGCUUCGUAUCAAAAUCUGGUGGUAUGUCUAAUGAAUUAUACAACACAAUUGCUCGUGUCACGGACGGGAUAUAUGAAGGUAUUGCAAUUGGAGGAGAUGUGUUUCCUGGCUCAACACUUUCUGAUCAUGUCUUGCGAUUCAACAACAUUCCUCAGGUUAAAAUGAUAGUCGUUCUCGGGGAGCUUGGUGGACGUGAUGAAUAUUCCCUAGUUGAGGCCCUUAAACAGGGGAAAAUCAAUAAACCCGUCGUUGCGUGGGUCAGUGGAACUUGUGCUACACUCUUCAAGUCAGAAGUACAAUUCGGUCAUGCGGGGGCAAAGAGCGGUGGAGAGAUGGAAUCUGCACAGGCCAAGAAUGAAGCACUCAGAGAAGCUGGAGCUGUUGUUCCCACUUCUUUUGAGGCAUUUGAAGGUGCAAUCAAGGAAGCAUUCGAGAAAUUGGCUGAGGCUGGAAAGAUUUCCCAAGUAAAGGAGGUAAAACCCCCUCAAAUACCGGAGGAUCUUAGCAGUGCCAUUAAGAGUGGAAAAGUUCGAGCUCCAACACAUAUUAUUUCGACAAUCUCUGAUGAUAGAGGUGAAGAGCCAAUGUAUGCUGGUGUCCCUAUGUCAUCCAUUGUUGAACAAGGAUUAGGUGUUGGUGAUGUCAUCUCUUUGUUGUGGUUCAAACGAAGCCUCCCACGUUACUGCACACGCUUUAUUGAGAUUUGUGUCAUGCUUUGUGCUGACCAUGGUCCCUGCGUCUCUGGUGCUCACAAUACCAUUGUUACAGCCAGAGCUGGAAAAGACCUCGUUUCCAGUCUUGUCUCAGGUUUAUUGACAAUUGGACCACGAUUUGGUGGUGCUAUUGAUGAUGCUGCUCGUUACUUCAAGGAUGCUUAUGACAAGGGUCUUACUCCUUAUGAGUUUGUCGAAAGCAUGAAAAAGAAGGGUAUUCGCGUUCCUGGCAUUGGGCACAGAAUCAAGAGGGGUGACAACAGAGAUAAGAGAGUCGAGUUACUUCAACUGUUUGCACGCACCAACUUUCCAUCUGUGAAAUACAUGGAAUAUGCAGUUGAAGUCGAAACCUACACCCUUUCAAAGGCAAACAACCUAGUCCUCAACGUCGAUGGUGCCAUUGGUUCCCUAUUCUUGGACCUUCUUGCUGGUAGUGGCAUGUUCACAAAGCAAGAAAUUGAUGAGAUUGUUGGCAUUGGCUACCUCAAUGGCCUCUUCGUGCUGGCUCGUUCCAUAGGUCUCAUUGGGCACACUUUUGACCAGAAGCGACUGAAACAGCCUCUCUACCGUCACCCAUGGGAAGAUGUGCUCUACACCAAGUAAACAUACAUUUCAAUGCCUGCCUAGCAAUGGCAUUAUUGUUCAAAGUUUUCCUGUUGUCAAUUCAUUGUGUCGUUUUUUCGGUUUUCGUGCUGGCCAAAAUUUGCCAUGGAGAAACUCCUUCACAUCAGAAUGUGCCGUAGGGAGGAUACUCGCCUUUAUCGGGACGUUCUUGUGCUGUAGUCAUUAAGAAAAUCUAAUAGAAAAUCAUAAUCUCAGUUGUGCUACUAGUUUUGAUGUAUCUUAACUUGGGAGUGUCUGCUCUCUCCACAUUGCUAUUGUUGUCACUCUUUAAUAAUACAAUAACAUCUUUGUUGGUA
Messenger RNA from Salvia hispanica, 2300 nucleotides. Its product is annotated as ATP-citrate synthase beta chain protein 2-like. Gene Ontology annotation, molecular function: ATP citrate synthase activity. NCBI's taxonomy places the organism in Eukaryota, Viridiplantae, Streptophyta, Magnoliopsida, Lamiales, Lamiaceae. Gene Ontology annotation, biological process: fatty acid biosynthetic process; acetyl-CoA biosynthetic process. Gene Ontology annotation, cellular component: cytosol. The record is from RefSeq and is a predicted model, not a curated record.